Molecule: messenger RNA, 1053 nt
Organism: Patiria miniata (bat star)
Lineage: Eukaryota; Metazoa; Echinodermata; Asteroidea; Valvatida; Asterinidae
Exons: 1
Source: RefSeq, a predicted model, not a curated record
UUUAUGGCCUUGGAAAAGAAAACAAUGGAUGUUUGGUAUAUGGAGAAAUCUUAACACCUGUGCAUUUGUGCACAGUUUGGUCCAUCAGUUAGUCAGUAUAGUGGUUAGAGUGCUCAGAAGUACAGCAUGUCUACUGCGAAAGAGCAACACCCUCGAUUGAAAAGUUUGAAGAAUACGUCAUGUUGUGACCCAUUUAAAUGUCACAGCAAGAGAAAAACUGUUGGUUUGAGAGAGGUGUCUGAGAGGUUUGUAGUUGAGCACCCCAGCCUCAAUCUUUCUCGUGCACAAACUCUCUGCACUGGAUGUCGUAAAAAGUUGUCCAAGUUGCCACCAGAAUUAACAAUUUUGACAUCGGGAAGUUCUGGUGAGACCACUGAUUCUGAAGUACCAGGACCUUCAAGAUCACCGACACAUAGAGAUGUUUUUGUUUCACCCAAUGUGGAUGUAGACAUUGUCAAUCAGUCUUUGACGAUAAUUGGUGAAUCCCCGAUCAAGAGCAAGAAAAAAUCUACAGGAAGCUAUAUUGAAAGUAAAGUGAAGAAAAUCGAGUCAACAAUCAAGAACAGGCUUGAAACUGCAACAGGUAAACAGUUCCAAGAUGAUGAGUGUGAGAUGAUAAGUCAGUUGAAGGAAAAGUUUCACUCACUGACCAGGACAAGUGAACAAGUUCAAGUUUUGACUGUGUUACCUACGAGCUGGAGCAUCCACAAAAUUACAGAGGAAUUUGGGGCAUCAAAUUAUAUGGCCAGAAAAGCAAAAAAACUGGUGAAGGAACAGGGAAUACUAGCCAUUCCAAACCCAAAAUCUGGAAAAGUACUAACAAAGGAAACAGAGCAAAAAGUGAGAGACUUCUAUUUGUCAGAAGCAAUCAGCAGACAAAUGCCAGGAAUGAAAGACUUUGUUUCUGUCAAAGUAGACGGAGAGAAAAAACAUAUACAGAAGCAUCUCAUACUCUGUAAUCUGAAAGAAGCAUUUGAACAUUUCAAGAAAAAAUACCCCGAUCUCAGAAUUGGAUUUUCAAAGUUUGCUGAACUUCGGCCAAAACAGUGUGUC